GGAAACGUCUCGCUCAUUUUGUAAAGUAUUUUGUAAAACUUCAAGAUGCUUUGGCGCUGCGUUAUCUGCCUCGUUUUCCUCACUUUUUCACUGAAACAGUUAUUGAGCCAUAUUAAUCGAAUGCACAGCCGUAGCCCUGAUUUCAGGUUGCUGUGUGGUAUUGACGGAUGCACUGAGGAAUAUCGAGUGUAUAACUCAUUCUAUCAUCAUGUGAAAAGAAGACACUCUCAACACCUUAUUGAAAGCAACAGACCAGGCGAUGGCAACCAUGUAGGUGAACAGCCACAGGAGGAGAGUCAAGGAACACACCAGCAACAAGACAACAUUCAACCCAAUCAACUUCCAGAGGACUCUAGUAUCACCAAUCAACAGCUCUGUACACCUGAUACAGAUGAAGGGCAAAUGGACAUUAACCAAGAUGGAGCUGCCACAGUACAACCAGAUCUGACAACACAGGCCACUGCCUUUGUCAUAAAUGCCCGGGCCAAACAUCGUCUCUCACAGAAAGACAUGAAUGACAUUGUUGCUGGAGUGCAGCAGUAUCAGUCAUCAUUGUUGGACAACCUCAGGGGGCAGAUGAAGCAAGUACUAAAGAAUCAUUCAGGAAGCACAUCAGGACACCUUCAAAAAGAAGUAAUGGGCAUAUUUGAUAAUUUUAUUGACCCUUUUGCAAGUGUUGCAACAACAUUUCGACAGAACAGUGUUAUUAAGAAGCAGUUCAGUGUUGUGGAUGCAGAAGAAAUUCCAAUUGCUCGAAGCAUAUGCAAGACGAAACGUGGAGGAUCUAAAGACUUUUUCAUCAAAGACAAAGUAUUUCAUUAUGUACCAUUAGUCAAAAGUCUAGAACAGUUCUUAUCACAUCCAAGGAUAUGGUCUAUGAUUGACAAGGGACCACAGAGGUGCAGAGAAGGGUUUUUGUGGACAUUGUUGAUGGCACCCUUCUAA
Molecule: messenger RNA, 945 nt
Organism: Perca flavescens (yellow perch)
Lineage: Eukaryota; Metazoa; Chordata; Actinopteri; Perciformes; Percidae
Exons: 4
Coding region: 46-945 (299 amino acids)
Source: RefSeq, a predicted model, not a curated record